CGCGUUGUGGGGAUGGUGAGUGUGCGUGUGUGGGCGGGCGGGCGCACGCUGAUGCCCGGCUGGGAGAGCUGCUUUUGCGGUUAUAGAGCCAGAGCCGCCUCUUGCCGAACCAUCCGCGCCGCACGCAGAAAAAGUUCUUCGUGGGGGCGGGGGAAAGUGGACCCACGUCACGCCCCGAGACUUUCCCCCCCAACCGCGCGGCUAGCUGCCAGGUGGCUGCGGGAUCGGCCAGGAGGAGCCUUUGCCGCCCUUAGCCCGCAGCUCUGAGGAUCUCAUGCAGGGGGGCGAGGAAGAGCCCGAAAGCACCAGGGGAAUGAAUGCAAGCAGACCCACAAACUGUAUAAACAGUCCUAGAGUAAUAACUCACUGUGCCAAAAGAAGAAUGGAGGAAGACACAACAUGGCCUAAAGAACAACAGCAGAACUUUUCCUUGUUUCCUUCCACAAAAGCCUGGAAUUUCAGAGGGAAGAAACGCAAGCAGAGUACCCAGGAUGAAGAUGUAAUCAGUGUGUGUAGCUGUGAUUCAGGUGAGCCCAGUAACAAGCGGAUCAAGCCUCUUUCUAGAGUGACAUCACUAGCAAGCUUAAUUCCUCCUGUCCGAACAACUCCCUUGAAGCGAUUGGGUCAGACACUCCAGCGUUCUAUCAGUUUUCGUAAUGACAGUCGAUCUGAUCUACUGGCAUCCCGUUCCUGGCUGAAAAAUGUACCGUCUGCUAGCACCAAGCGACGAGACAGUAAACUCUGGAGUGAGACUUUUGAUGUUUGUGUCAAUCAGAUGCUCACAUCCAAAGAAAUUAAGCGUCAAGAGGCAAUAUUUGAACUUUCACAAGGAGAAGAAGACUUGAUUGAAGACUUAAAGUUAGCAAAGAAGGCGUACCAUGAUCCAAUGCUUAAACUAUCCAUAAUGUCUGAACAAGAAUUAAAUCAAAUUUUUGGAACACUAGAUUCUUUAAUUCCUCUUCACGAAGAUCUUCUUAGGAGACUGAAGGAAAUUAGGAAGUCUGAUGGAUCUACAGAAUCAGUUGGUCACAUUCUUGUGAGCUGGCUGCCGUUCUUGAAUUCUUACGAUAGUUACUGUAGCAAUCAAGUGGCUGCUAAAGCUUUGUUGGACCAUAAAAAACAGGACCACAGAGUGCAGGACUUCCUACAGCGUUGCUUGGAAUCACCUUUCAGUCGUAAAUUAGAUUUAUGGAAUUUCCUUGAUAUUCCACGCAGCCGUCUGGUGAAAUAUCCAUUGCUACUCAGAGAGAUUUUGAGGCACACACCAAAUGAUCAUCCAGAUCAUCAGCACCUUGAAGAAGCUAUGAAUAUUGUUCAAGGCAUAGUAGCAGAAAUCAAUAAAAAGACAGGAGAAUCUGAAUGUCAGUAUUACAAAGAAAGACUGAUAUAUCUUGAUGAUACCCAAAGGGACUCCCUGAUAGAUGAGUCACGUGUUGUUUGCUGUCAUGGUGAACUAAAAAACAACAGGGGAGCGAAAUUUCAUGUCUUUCUUUUCCAAGAAGUUCUAGUAAUUACUCGGGCAAUUCUUCAUAAUGAACAACUCUGCUACCAAAUGUAUCGUCAGCCCAUUCCUGUGAAGGAUCUUAUGCUGGAAGACUUGCAAGAUGGAGAGGUGCGAUUAGGUGGAUCCAUACGUGGUGCAUUCAGCAACAAUGAGAGAAUUAAAAACUUCUUUAGAAUCAGCUUCAAAAAUGGAUCACAAAGUCAAUCCCAUUCAUUACAAGCAAAUGAUACUUUCAAUAAACAGCUCUGGCUUAACUCUAUCCGUCAAGCCAAAGAACUGGUUUUGCAUGCCUCGGGUGAGAAUGGAGUCCGUGAUUUGGAAAGACCUGUAAUAGCAUCAAGUAGGAACAGUAUAUUCCAGCAAGAAUCCAAGUCUGAACAAAUGGACCAAUCAGACAGUGGAUCUAACUGUAGUAUGGACACUAGUGAAAUCAGCCUUGAAUGUGACCACAUGGAAGAGACAGAUUCUUGGGAGAAUGACAGAGAAUUAGAAAGCAAUGUCUGACAAAAGCUUCAAGAGGCUUUCAGUGUCUUAUAUGUACGUAUUUGCAUUCCAUAUGUGGAGCAAGAAGCACUUUUUAAUAUUUUUGUGACAAUGUCAAUUCAAUCCCUAUUAUAUUUGUACCUGUUGACCAUAAUACUGUAACUGCCGGUAUGUGUGAUUUGGAAUGUGUGGCAACUAUAGUCUUGUGAUAGUCUGUAAAUGUCUCAAUGGCUGAGACAGGUACUUGACCAAAUAUUUCACACGUCCUGUUGGUAGACAUGAUUUCUAAACUAUCAGUUUUAGACAUAUUAUAUAGCAGGUGUCCCUGUUUAUAAAAUGCCCACAUUUGAUGUUUCAAAUGGCAACUUAACACAAGUUGUCUGCAUGGCAUUUUUAAAGUAUCAAAGUCAGGAAGGUUUCAAAAAUCCUGAAGUUAAAACUGAUGAGUUAUUUAUCACCCGGUGAUUUGACGUAAGUAUAUUACUUGACAUUAAGUACAUAACUUGCAUAGGUGCAUAAGCUAUGACAAGUAGCGUACUGGACAGUGGAUGGCGUUCAAAAAAUAAUGAGGACUCAAAUGAUGUCCAACCAUUUAUAAAGCAGUGCUAUAUUUUAGGAUAAACUAAAAUACUAAGUCGGCAGGAAUCUUAAAUACAGAUUGAUUUAAAUUUUUAGGGUGAACAUUAAGAUACACAUGUUAACAAUUAACAUGGCUAAUGCAAUAAAAUAGGGUUUCUCCAAGUGCAUAGAUACACGAUAAUCAUUUGAAAACUGGCACUUAGUAGUGAAAAUCUAAAACUUUUUAUGAUCGUGUUGUGAAAUAAGCAGAUUCAAUAAACGUUAGAAGAGCAUGGAAACAUCAAAAAUGACAGCUGAAAUACUUUGAGUUCAUUUAAACAGAAUUGUUUUGCUUUGUGUAGCCCUUUCUGAGGUAACAUAUCAGUUUGUAUAUAAAAUGGUGCUCUCGCUUUACAUUUUUGGUUUGUCUUACAUUUUAUAAAUAAAAAUUAUAAUCGACCUAUCCUGGGGAAAUCAGUUGGGCGAGCAGCAAAUAAACCUUCUCUUUCUCAGUUUCCAUGAUUGCUCAUAUUCCUAGCCUCCAUUGCAGGUACAGAUGGAAAUGCCUGACAGGGAAAGGGUGGUAAACGAUAAGAAGCCACAAGCUCCAUUCCUUUUGUAGAUGUCUUGUGACAUCAUAAGAACAUACAAUAGGGACAAAUUAGAGGAUGACUCUUUUUUCUCAUUUUGACAAAAGCAUAUCCUGUUGCCACCACUGAGAUACUUUCUGUCAUGAAUUCUGUGCAAGAAACUUGUUUAAUAUGCUUGUUAUAUUAAAGUUCAGAAUACAUAUAAUGUGAUUCAUGUGAAGAAAACUUUAGCAACCUUGCAAAAAUUUGGAAUAAGAAUCCCCACUAGAAAACAUUAGAAAGGCCAGGUUUUUUAAUUAAUUCACUUUCAUGUUUAUAAUGUGUUUUAUCAGGAGUUUAAAUUGCUUAGCUAAUUGUGAUUAAAAUAAGCCAUGAUUAAAACCAUGAUUCAGAUAUUUUCUUAUUACAGACCACCCGAUAAAGCAUUGGCUUCUUUAGCACCUGUCUGUACCAUUCUAUAAUUCUCUGUUUUAAGAACCGCCUGUAUCAACUACUGUUAUUCUAGCAACUCAACUGCAAUGUCCAGCUAUUCUUUGAUUAGCUUUCCCAGUUAAUUGGAAAAAUGCCAAUAAACUGGGAAAUUGAGUAAAAAAAAUACAAUUAGGAUUGAACAAUAGAUCCAAUAUUUUACUGAUUUUUUUAUAAGUGGGCCUAUAAUAUACAACUUAGUGCACUGAAAUAUAAUUACUAUUAUUUUCCAUACAGUAUAGACUCCAACCUCGGUUCAACAGUAACAUUGGCAAAAUGUAUACAUCAAGCAUUUUAUGUUUACAGAAAAACUAAUGGAGUAAGGUGUCAGGUUUUUUUUAUGUUUCACAAUCUGUUACACAAGUAAUUAUGUUAAAAUAAUCAGUAUAUAGUAGGUUAUUUUACUUCUUUUUUUAAAAAAAGUAUUAAUUACCAAUAUCACUGUUUAGAACAUUUCUGUAUGUAUAGGAUUAAAAUAUGAUCAUGUUUCAAUCUUGUAAUUUAUUUAACUUGAUUUAUUCUGGAAAAUGUUCACCAGUCAAGGGAAGCAGAUCCAGUGAUUAUGGUUUAUGCAAUGUUCCAGACUGAGCCUGGAAGUAAUAGUUACAAAGACGCAAUAGAAAAUACAUUAAAUUGCAAUCUUACAAUUUUUACAAUCUUACAACAUCUGGGAAUAAGUCCAAAUGACAUAGUGGGACUAUUUCUCAGUAAAUAUACCAAGGAUUGUGUACUUAAGUUGUGAACUACUGAACUGAUAAAUACUUGCCAAAAUGUUAGAGAAAUUGUAUGGUUUUCAUUUAUUAAAAAUACUGUAUUAGUGAUUAAAUAUUUUUGCAUAAUAGCCUUAUCCUGUUCUCAAAACAUUUCAAAUAAAUUACACUGAAUUAUG
Molecule: messenger RNA, 4492 nt
Organism: Ahaetulla prasina
Lineage: Eukaryota; Metazoa; Chordata; Lepidosauria; Squamata; Colubridae
Gene: ARHGEF3
Product: Rho guanine nucleotide exchange factor 3
Exons: 13
Coding region: 275-2008 (577 amino acids)
Biological process (GO): intracellular signal transduction; positive regulation of Rho protein signal transduction
Molecular function (GO): guanyl-nucleotide exchange factor activity
Source: RefSeq, a predicted model, not a curated record